UAAGAUAUAACUGCUUAGAAUGCGAUUCAUAUUUGUUCUGCUCUUGGCCCUUCUCGGCUGCCUCCUGUUUGCCCAGCAGGGCUGCGAAGCUACGGGAACGAGCACUGAAAGCUCCUCGGAUAGUACCAGCGCCUCGGACACCUCCACUACCGCGUCCUCUUCCUCCGACACAACUGAAGCCUCAACGUCUUCCGACACCACCACAGUGGCCUCGUCUGCCACGACUACCACCACUUCUUCGUCCUCGUCCUCGUCGUCGUCCUCCAGCGCGGCCGCCCGUCGUCGCAGGGCCGCCGCCCGUCGUCGUCGCUUGGCCCGCCAACGGCGCAGGCGCCAACAGCGCCAAAGGCGCCAACAGCGCCAAAGGCGCCGCCGCCAACAGCAGCGCAGAAGACGCCAGCAAAGGCAGCGCAGUGGAUAGACGAUUGCUACAGUCGAAGAGGAGGCUGCUGCAGCUAGAAACCUGUCGAGUCAGACAGCUAAUACAAGCCAAAGAUUGAUGUUUUAACUAAAUUGCAGUUGCGUUGCUGUGGGAUAUUCCGUUUUUUAAAAAUAAAGAAAAUUUU
Messenger RNA from Drosophila melanogaster (fruit fly), 566 nucleotides. RefSeq lists its product as uncharacterized. The coding region runs from base 20 to 421 and encodes 133 amino acids. Lineage: Eukaryota; Metazoa; Arthropoda; Insecta; Diptera; Drosophilidae. The transcript has a single exon. The record is from RefSeq and is marked reviewed.